Molecule: messenger RNA, 1531 nt
Organism: Ipomoea triloba (trilobed morning glory)
Lineage: Eukaryota; Viridiplantae; Streptophyta; Magnoliopsida; Solanales; Convolvulaceae
Product: probable inactive histone-lysine N-methyltransferase SUVR1
Exons: 5
Coding region: 154-1281 (375 amino acids)
Source: RefSeq, a predicted model, not a curated record
CAAACUCUCCUCUCCUCUGUCUCGAUUUCCCCCUCAGCUUGGCAGUUCCUCCUCAGUAUGCCCUAGAUUCUGUGCGACCCCAGCCCUGAACACUGUUAGGUUGACCCUUGAUUGAGAAUCCAAGGCUGCUCUAAGAGCUUGCUAGGGUGAGGAAUGGCUCAUCCUAGGAUUGUGAGUGCCUUUCGUGCAAUGAAAGUGCUUGGGAUCUCUGAAGAGAAGGUGAAGCCCGCAUUGAAACGUCUUUUGAAGUUGUAUAACAAAAACUGGGACCUCAUUGAAGAGGAGAACUAUAGACCCCUUAUAGAUGCAAUAUUUGAAUAUGAGGAAGCUGAGGCAGCAAAACGUGAGAAAUCUUCAAAGAAUGCUGAACAGGAGGAUAAUUUGGAGGAAGAAGAGGUUGCGCAUGAAGAGCCUGUAAGGCCCUUAAAAAGAUCACGUUUGAGACCGGAAGCUAGUCUAUCAUCACCAUCCAGCCUGGGUGGAACUUCACAGGUGAGGCAUGAUGUUGAGGGGGCUGAACUUCUUGGACAGCACAACUCCUCUAAUGGCCAUAUGGAUUCUGAACCACAGCCUGCAUCAUGCCAAUAUAUUGCUCGGAACAAAGGAAAACAGCCUGUUUCUCCCAAUGCUACAUCACAGGAAACAUAUUCUUUGCCUCAGCUUUCUGGUGCAGACAAAAGUCAGCCAAGUUCUUGUAAAGCAGGAACUGGUUUGGGUUCUGAGAGGGGUAAGGAAGUUCUAUCUCCUCAAAUCAUGUCUGCUGAAAAGCCAAGCAGUGAGCCUAGCAAUGCACAGUCAUCCAAAAAGAAAUUUCAUGCAUUGAUCAAACCUAAAGAAGAGCCGGUCACUGAAGACAUGCACCAAGAAGUUCCUGUUUCAGGCACUCAUGCAGGGUCAGCAAAGAAAGGUGGAUCAUCAAAUGCAAAUGGUUUGAUCGGGAAUGAGGAUCAUCCUUCAGAUCCGAAGAUGCAAUCCGGAGCUACACUAGAUUUAGCUCUAUCAAGCGAAGCAAGAGCCAAUGAUAACCUGGAGGUAGCUUCCUCAACCUCUGGAGAUAUGAAAGUGAUUCUGAACUGUAGCGCAAUUUUAGGAAAACCCAACUUUGAGAUGCCUAGCCUAGAUGCAGUGGUGAAGUUGAUGGAGGAUAAAUGUCUGAGUAAGUACAAAGAUGUCGACCCAAAAUUUUCUGUGAUCAAAGUAAUGCAGGAUGUUUGCGAGUGCUUCUUGGAGUUGCGUGCUCAAUCUUCCAUCAGCGCUUCAGAAGCAACAAGAGAUGAGUAGGAAGGUGCACUGGGAAAAUGGCAAACUUAUUAUUCUUUUAUAAAGACUUUGCUGUCAAGGAAUGUUGGCUAAAUAUGUAGAUGUUUCAAGUUUUCUUUCUACAUUAGCCGUAACAUCUUUUAUGGUGUAUCAAUGUAACCUAAAUACUUUCACAGUUGGGUGAGCAGAGCCUUGUAGUGCACUGCUUGGUUGCACUUCAACUGAUGUUCUAUUAAAUUGAAGUUUCAAAUGUGGUGUUGUACAACCUAAA